Penicillium verhagenii is the source of this 2277-nucleotide messenger RNA. Its product is annotated as bifunctional anthranilate synthase/indole-3-glycerol-phosphate synthase. Gene Ontology annotation, cellular component: cytosol. NCBI's taxonomy places the organism in Eukaryota, Fungi, Ascomycota, Eurotiomycetes, Eurotiales, Aspergillaceae. The coding region runs from base 1 to 2277 and encodes 758 amino acids. Gene Ontology annotation, molecular function: phosphoribosylanthranilate isomerase activity; anthranilate synthase activity; indole-3-glycerol-phosphate synthase activity. The record is from RefSeq and is a predicted model, not a curated record. The transcript has a single exon. Gene Ontology annotation, biological process: L-tryptophan biosynthetic process.
AUGGCGGACCUUGUUGACCAUUCCCCCCACCAACCCACCAGAUCGGCCCGCUUAGACACUGCCUCUAAUGUGAUCUUGAUCGACAACUAUGACUCAUUCACCUGGAACGUCUAUCAAUACCUGGUGCUUGAAGGCGCUACUGUCACGGUUAUUCGCAAUGAUGAGACUACAGUAGAGGAGCUCGCUGCUAGGAACCCCACGCAACUGGUCAUCAGUCCCGGCCCUGGUCAUCCCGAAACCGAUGCUGGAAUCAGCAAUGCUGCCAUCCAAUACUUCAAGGGUAAGAUUCCAAUCUUUGGUGUCUGCAUGGGUCAGCAAUGCAUCAUCAAUUCCUUUGGUGGCAAGGUAGAUGUCACUGGAGAGAUUCUGCAUGGAAAGACCUCGGUCUUGAAACACGACGGAAAGGGUGUUUACCAAGGACUACCCACUGUCUUCUCAAUUACUCGAUACCACUCUCUUGCUGGUACCAAUUCUACUGUCCCGGAUACCUUGGAGGUGUCCUCGUCGGCAGAACUCGAGGAUGGCAGCGGUAGCGUCAUCAUGGGAAUUCGACACAAGGAGUUUACAGUAGAAGGAGUGCAAUUCCACCCUGAAAGCAUUCUGACCGAGUACGGUCGUGCCAUGUUCGGAAACUUCCUCAGGCUCACUGCAGGCACUUGGGAUAGCUCUAAGCAAGGAACAGCUCCCUCCACCAAACCUGCUGCUCCCGUCGAGAAGGUGUCAAUCUUGGAUAAAAUUUACGCCCACCGCAGAAAUGCUGUUGCUGAGCAGAAGAAGAUCCCUGCUCUCCGGCCAGAGGCCCUUCAGGCUGCCUAUGAUCUGAACAUUGCUCCUCCUCAGAUCUCAUUCCCUGCUCGUCUAAGACAGUCCAACUACCCUCUGUCACUCAUGGCAGAGAUCAAGCGAGCUUCCCCCUCCAAGGGCAUCAUCUCGGCCGAUGUUUGCGCUCCAGCCCAGGCCCGAGAGUAUGCCAAAGCUGGUGCUAGUGUCAUCUCGGUUUUGACGGAGCCUGAGUGGUUCAAGGGCACAAUUGACGACCUGCGAGCCGUGCGCCAAAGCCUGGAGGGUCUUACCAACAGACCAGCUAUCCUGCGCAAGGAAUUUGUCUUUGACGAAUACCAAAUUCUGGAGGCUCGGUUAGCUGGUGCUGAUACUGUUCUGCUGAUUGUGAAGAUGCUUAGCGUAGAGCUUCUCACUAGGCUGUACCGUUACUCUCAAAGUCUUGGGAUGGAGCCUCUGGUUGAGGUCAACACCCCCGAGGAGAUGAAGAUUGCAGUCGAUCUGGGAUCUGAAGUUAUCGGAGUCAACAACAGAGAUUUGACAAGCUUCAAGGUUGACCUCGCUACCACUAGCCGUCUCAUGGACCAAGUACCAGAGACUACCAUUGUAUGCGCUUUGAGUGGCAUCACCGGCCCCGCAGAUGUUGAAGCAUACAAGAAGGACGGUGUUAAGGCUAUUCUUGUAGGAGAGGCCCUGAUGCGGGCCACCGACACCUCUGCCUUUGUGGCACAGCUUUUGGGGGCCUCCUCUGCACAGGCUUCAUCAUCCAGCGCCCCCCUAGUCAAGAUUUGUGGUACUAGGUCCGCAGAAGCUGCACAGGCUGCUAUUCAGGCCGGUGCUGAUUUGAUUGGCAUCAUUCAAGUUCCAGGUCGAUCAAGAACGGUCUCUGACGAUGUGGCACUUAGCAUCUCUCAGGUGGUAAAAUCCACACCCCGACCGGAUAUUCAUCAACCGUCCGACGCUUCGCAACAAUUAUCAAGCUCAACCGCCUUAGAGUGGUUUGACCACUCAACUGCUGUCCUGCGACACCCCUCCAGGGCAUUACUAGUGGGUGUAUUCAUGAACCAACCUUUGUCAUAUGUUCUUGCUCAACAACAAAAAUUGGAACUUGACGUUGUGCAGCUCCAUGGAUCUGAACCAUUGGAAUGGGCCAGUCUAAUUCCCGUGCCAGUUAUUCGAAAGUUUUCUCCGGGAGAACUUGGCAUCGCUCGCCGUGCCUACCAUACUCUUCCUUUGCUUGAUUCGGGCGCAGGAGGAUCCGGACAGCUUUUGGAUGAGGCCACCGUUCAGAAGACACUCGAUAGUGAUGAAGGGUUGCGAGUUGUUCUCGCCGGGGGGUUGACUCCGGAUAAUGUUGUUGACACUGUCAAGAAGCUUGGAAAGUCCGGAUCAAAGGUUGUGGGCUUGGAUACCAGUUCUGGAGUGGAGACAAAUGGGGCUCAAGAUUUGAACAAAAUUCGUGCAUUCGUGGCAGCUGGAAAAAGUAUUCGUCAGUAA